AUGAGCUCCGGCGGCUGCUCGACGUGCCUGGAGAUCAUCUUCGCCGCCGUGCUCCCGCCGCUCGGCGUUUUCUUCCGCUACGGCUGCUGCAGCUCGCAGUUCUUCAUCUCCCUGCUGCUGACGGUGCUCGGCUACGUCCCCGGCAUCGUCUACUCCGUCUACGUCAUCCUAAAGAUGCCGCCGGAGCUGCCCGGCAUCGACGGCGACCGGCCCUACUACAUCCUCGCCUGA
Messenger RNA from Lolium rigidum, 231 nucleotides. RefSeq names its product salt stress-induced hydrophobic peptide ESI3-like. The transcript is spliced from 2 exons. The record is from RefSeq and is a predicted model, not a curated record. NCBI's taxonomy places the organism in Eukaryota, Viridiplantae, Streptophyta, Magnoliopsida, Poales, Poaceae. Bases 1 to 231 code for a protein of 76 amino acids. Gene Ontology annotation, cellular component: membrane.